Molecule: messenger RNA, 1131 nt
Organism: Zea mays
Lineage: Eukaryota; Viridiplantae; Streptophyta; Magnoliopsida; Poales; Poaceae
Product: annexin A4
Exons: 1
Coding region: 40-993 (317 amino acids)
Biological process (GO): response to salt stress; response to heat; response to water deprivation
Cellular component (GO): plasma membrane; cytoplasm
Molecular function (GO): calcium ion binding; phosphatidylserine binding; calcium-dependent phospholipid binding
Source: RefSeq, marked provisional
GCGGCAGAGCUCGAGCACUCGACACCAGCGUCUAACGGGAUGGCGAGCCUGACCAUGCCGCCGGUGCCGGCGUGGCCGCGGCAGGACGCCAUCGACCUCCACAAAGCAUUCAGAGGGUUCGGUUGCGACAGCACGACGGUGACCAACAUCCUGGCGCACCGCGACGCGACGCAGCGCUCGCUGAUCCAGCAGGAGUACCGGGCCGUGUUCAACCAGGACCUGGCCCGGCGCAUCGCGUCCGAGCUGAGCGGCCACCACAAGCGGGCGAUGCUGCUGUGGAUCCUGGACCCGGCCACCCGCGACGCCACCAUCCUGAAGCAGGCGCUCACGGGCGACAUCACCAACCUGCGGGCGGCCACGGAGAUCGUCUGCUCCCGGACGCCGUCGCAGCUGCAGAUCAUGCGCCAGACGUACCGCGCCAGGUUCGGCUGCUACGUCGAGCACGACGUCACCGAACGCACGUCCGGCGACCACCAGCGCCUCCUGCUCGCGUACCUGGCCAUCCCGCGCGCCGAGGGCCACGAGGUCGACCCGUCGACGGUGACGCUGGACGCGCGCGACCUCUACAAGGCCGGCGAGCGGCGGCUGGGCACCGACGAGCGCGCCUUCAUCCGAAUCUUCAGCCAGCGGAGCUGGGCGCACAUGGCGGCCGUUGCCCGGGCGUACCACCACAUGUACGACCGCCCCCUGGAGCGCGCCGUCAAGAGCGAGACGUCGGGCAACUUCGGUUUCGGUCUCCUCACCGUGCUCCGCUGCGCCGACAGCCCCGCCAGGUACUUCGCCAAGGAGCUGCACAGGGCCAUGAAGGGGCUGGGCACCAGCGACUCGGUGCUCAUCCGGGUGGUGGUCACCAGGGCGGAGAUCGACAUGCAGUACAUCAAGGCGGAGUACCACAGCAUGUACAAGCGCUCGCUCGCCGACGCCAUCCACGCCGAGACGUCCGGCAACUACCGCACCUUCCUCCUCUCCCUCGUCGGCCGCGACCGCACCUAGUGAUGACGAUGAUCGCUGUUUCGUCUCUCAUCUAUGCCUCUAGUAGCAACAACGUACGAGGCGACACUGGGCGCCAUUGCCACUCGCGUGUGCUUGCUAUUCCUGUUAUCUCCAUGGAAAUCUUCCUCCUUGUAAAUA